CGGGCUGCAUCCGCCACGUUCAUUAAGGGGAAGAAGGAAUGACUACUUCCUAGCAACUUUGCCAACAACUUCCACUUCCCUCCUCACCACACUCAUCCAGCCAGCCAAGCAGCCAGCCAGCCAGCCAGCCAGCCGGCCAGCCCACUCUUGCAGAGCACGGCUACCGAGAAAACAAGACAAGAUGGUCGAGCGCGCCAACAAGCCCAAGCCGCCAACGCUGUCCUCCACCCCCGGCCUGCCGCCGCAGGCGACAGUGACCUUCUCGGACGACAAUUCACGUGUGAUUGCCGAGCUGCCUACGGGCGAGAGCGUCACAGUCCUGCUCUACGGCGCCACCGUCAUCAGCUGGAAGGAUGCGCAGGGCGACGAGAAGCUGUGGUUGAGUGAGGCGGCCAAGCUGGACGGGAGCCGCGCGGUGAGGGGAGGGAUUCCCGUUGUGUUUCCGGUCUUCGGCACUGCCCCGACCCACCCCCAAACCAAGGACCUGCCGCAACACGGCUUCGCGCGCACCUCGCGUUGGGAGUUCCUGGGCAAGUCGACGUCGGAGUCACAGACCGGCAGCGCGGCCAACGGGCCGGCCGUCAAGCUCGACUUCGGCCUCAGCUCAGCGGCGCCGGGACUGGACCCGAUCGCCGCCGCACGCUGGCCGUUCAAGUUCAACCUUAUCUACAGCGUCACGCUGACCCAGACCAGCCUGACCACCAGCAUCGUCGUAACCAACGACGACUCGGCGCCGUUCGACUGCCAGGUGCUGAUGCAUACUUACCUGCGGGUCAAGGACAUCACCGCCGUGCAAGUCCAAGGCCUCGCCGACGCGUCGUACAUCGACAAGGUCGACGGCGGCGCCCGCAAGACGCAGUCGGCUGCAGAGGUGACCAUCACGGGCGAGACGGACCGCGUGUACACGCCGGCGGGCGAUCCGGGCGCGGGCCCCGUGACGGUGGUCGAGGCGGGCCGGCCGGUCUACGCGGUCACGCGCGACAACCUGAGCAACGUGGUCGUGUGGAACCCGUGGGCCGACAAGGCGCAGGGCAUCGCCGACUUCGCGCCCAAGGACGGCUUCCGCAACAUGAUCUGCAUCGAGCCCGGCGCGGUGGGCGCGUGGCAGUCGCUGGAGGCGGGCGACGCGUUUGAGGGCGCCCAGACGAUCACGCUUUUGGGCUGACGGUGGCGGAACCACGGGGAGAGCGGGGUUGUUGGAAGGAGAAGGAGGGGGUCAAGGGCGAGUGUGUUGUGAAAGCAGGAGGGCUGUGAUCCCCGCUUGGGGCGGCGAGGGGGACUUGGCAAUGCCAUGUCGAUAGGAUAUCGGUCGGAAGGAUUGGGAUUGGGGUCUGAAACGAGUCCAGGAUCAAGAUAUGAAUGUGUCAUGAGAUAGACGAACCUUUCCUAGAGCUAACGACGGGAGGUCUGACCUUGCUCCAGCCAUGGAGCGAUAUGCGAGUUUC
Messenger RNA from Thermothielavioides terrestris NRRL 8126, 1445 nucleotides. RefSeq lists its product as uncharacterized. The record is from RefSeq and is a predicted model, not a curated record. Gene Ontology annotation, molecular function: carbohydrate binding; isomerase activity. Bases 182 to 1165 code for a protein of 327 amino acids. The transcript has 3 exons. Gene Ontology annotation, biological process: carbohydrate metabolic process. Lineage: Eukaryota; Fungi; Ascomycota; Sordariomycetes; Sordariales; Chaetomiaceae.